GUGCUUUUGUUACAUUAUCCGGAUUUAUCUCCGUGUUUGUGAUCCGCGCGCAAUAACAACGGACCCACUCUGCUGGUUAUAUAUGAUUGCCUAAAACAGCAAUAUAUAAACAAAAUGCCUGUGUGCUCUUUAUGAAUGUGUAUUUAUGAUCAAGCCUUUGGGUUGUUUCUUGGUUAUCUUGCACCAAUUUUUCUUUUCUAGUUUUCUUUAGAAUAUCAGAAACCUUUUAUUUUCUUCUCAACUCUCCAGAUAGAUGCUAACUUAAUAGAGUGUAUGCUCAACCACUAACUCACCCCUUCGUUCUUCUUCAGCUUCUUUGCCUUUUUUUCUCUAUUAAAAAUCAUUGCUAUAAAAUAAUUUAUUUCAGUUCAAGUUAUUAUACUAUAUUUUUGUGCAUCUUUAUUUCUUAGAAAAUCAAACAAAAAAUGAGCUAUCCAGAACAAUUCAAUUCUUCUCCUUUAAAGCUAAAUAUUUUUAAUACUCUUAGUCCUAAUAUUAGCACUUCCUCAUUCUUUGACAAUCCAAUCUCAUCUUCGUGUAUUUCAAACAAUAAUAUUCAUUAUAGCAAUAAACACAAACCCGAAAAUAAAAGUAAAAACAAUUUGAUCAAUAAAAACUACUUCUCCAAACCAACUCAUUCGUCUACAAAUUUUAAUAUUGCAACUUCUGACUGGAACAAAAACUCUCUUGACUUUAAAUUUUUGAAUAAUAGCUUAAAACUAGAAAAAGACAGUAAAUCAAAAAGCACAACAAGCAAAACAAGUAAUGAUAAAAAAAGCAAUAAAAACAAUGAUAGCACCAAUCAAAGUGAUAAUAAUACCAACACUCAAAGCACCAAUUCUAUAAAUUCUUCUCCAACUCGUCGCUUAAAGAAAAGUUUAACUAAUGACCGCUUUAUACCCACGAGACAUACUUCUGCUGGAAAGUUAUUUGCUGAAGAAGUCACUCCUAAACCAACUGAUAGCCCAUUACAGUAUAUUGAGUGCCAAAAUUCAAAAAUAUAUCAAUCAUCUGUUGCUAAAGCCUGUGGAGUUGAUACUCACCAAAGAAUCUUACAAUUUCAACCUCCUCCACCUGAAAGAUCUGCUCCUAUUAAUUUAUGUUCAAAAUUUGCUACAACGUUAAAUGAUCAAUUGAAUUUUACAGUACCUUCAAAGGGAAUAAAGCCUUCUGCUGCUAUUGCAAGAAUAAGAAAAACCACCAGAAUACCUGAAAAAGUGUUGGACGCUCCUGGUUUAAUUGAUAAUUACUAUAUCAAUGUCUUAUCUUGGUCAAAGACAAACUUAUUAGCCAUUGCCUUGCAAAAAUCCGUCUAUAUUUGGAAUGCUUCCUUAGGAAUAGUGGGAUCUUUAACCGAAUGUGAAACAAUAGUAUCUUCUAUAAGAUGGUCUGAGGAUGGGGACUAUUUAUCUAUAGGAACUGAAGAUGGGGAUAUUCAAGUGUGGGAUAUCGAAGCUUCGAAAAAAUUACGAACAAUGACCGGUCAUGAUACUAGAGUUGGUUCUCAAUGUUGGAACUCUCAUUUAAUAACAUCAGGAUCAAGAAAUGGAGCAAUGUUUCACCACGAUGUCAGAAUUCCGGAUCAUAUUGUAUCUAGAAUGAAAAGCCAUACUGCGGAAGUUUGUGGAAUUGAAUGGAGACAUGAUGGACAUCAAUUGGCAUCAGGUGGAAAUGAUAACAUUGUUAAUAUUUGGGAUGCUAGAUCAUCCAUUCCUCAAUUUACAAAAACAGUUCACAAAUCUGCAGUAAAAGCAUUAAGUUGGUCGCCCACACAAAGUAAUUUACUAGCUACUGCUGGUGGUACAGCUGAUAGACAUAUUCAUUUUUGGAACACAGCUAGUGGAGCUAGGGUGAAUUCCAUUGACACUGGAUGUCAAAUAUCGUCGUUAAAUUGGGGUUAUUCUGAUGGUGUGGGAGUUGAAAUUGUGGCUACUCAUGCAUUUCCAAACAGUAAUAUAAGUAUUUAUUCUUAUCCAACAUUGCAGAAAACUGGGGAAAUAUUGAAUGCGCAUGAUGGCAGGAUAUUAUGUUGUUCAUUAUCUCCAGAUAAUACAACAAUUGCAACAGCUUCUGCUGAUGAAACACUAAAGUUCUGGAAGAUAUUUGAUUAUCCCAAAUUUAAAUUUUCAAAUGGUAAAAGUACACUUGCAGAUGAUAAUAAAGAUAUCCGUAAAGUAAUGACUCUUCGUUAAAACAUGCAUUUUAUUUUUUUAUAUUUUUUUUAUUUUUUAUUUUUUACUGCUUUAAUUCCAAUGCUAUGACAAAAGAAUAAAAAAACAGAUAGCAAAGCUUUUGUGCUUAUAAUAGAGCAUUUAAUUAUACCAUUUUCAAAUUAUUACUGCAUUGACAAAACUCAUUAGUUGAAUUUUUUUUCCUUCAUAUAUAAUUAGAUUAAAUUUUUUUAAUGACAUUAUAUAGAUAUUGAUUUUUAUUUUUAUUUUUAUUUAUUUUUAUUUAUUUUAUUUUAUUUUAUUUUAUUUUAUUUUAUU
This is a messenger RNA of Ascoidea rubescens DSM 1968, 2489 nucleotides long. RefSeq names its product ubiquitin-protein transferase activating protein CDC20 (gene CDC20). Bases 426 to 2192 code for a protein of 588 amino acids. Gene Ontology annotation, molecular function: anaphase-promoting complex binding; ubiquitin ligase activator activity; protein binding. The record is from RefSeq and is a predicted model, not a curated record. The transcript has a single exon. Gene Ontology annotation, biological process: anaphase-promoting complex-dependent catabolic process; positive regulation of anaphase-promoting complex-dependent catabolic process; positive regulation of ubiquitin protein ligase activity. Gene Ontology annotation, cellular component: anaphase-promoting complex. NCBI's taxonomy places the organism in Eukaryota, Fungi, Ascomycota, Saccharomycetes, Ascoideales, Ascoideaceae.